This is a messenger RNA of Triticum dicoccoides, 1600 nucleotides long. Its product is annotated as ankyrin repeat-containing protein ITN1-like. Gene Ontology annotation, cellular component: plasma membrane. The transcript is spliced from 4 exons. Lineage: Eukaryota; Viridiplantae; Streptophyta; Magnoliopsida; Poales; Poaceae. The record is from RefSeq and is a predicted model, not a curated record. The coding region runs from base 91 to 1386 and encodes 431 amino acids. Gene Ontology annotation, molecular function: protein binding.
CGGGCUGCCACAUACCUUCAUCUUGCGACUACGCACGCACCUUCUCUGCUAUUGAUAUUGUGCGAGUAAACCUAGCUCAAGCAGAGAUAGAUGGCUGCCAAUACACCGACAACUGAUGCAACUGGAGGACAAUCAUUGAUGGACGAACGGAUCCUGAAAGCAGCCACCUUUGGUGUUUUCUGGGACAUUGAGGUGUUGGCUACAAAGAGUCCAAGCAUUCUUCUUGGAGUAACUCCGCAAGGGAACAACUGCCUCCACAUAUCCACCAUUCAUGGGCACGAAGAGUUCUGCUUGUAUGCGCUGGCACUAGAGCGUUCUCUCCUUGAAAAGGUCAACUGCGAGAACGAGACGCCGCUUGUCAUUGCUGUUUCACUUGGCCAUGCCUCUUUGGCUUCUAAAUUACUGCAGCAAUGCUGCAGAAGACCACGAUUGAGUCGAGCAAUCUUGCAACAAGACAGGUAUGGAUUUAACGCACUGCAUCAUGCUAUUCGCAAUGGCCACAAGCAACUUGCACUGGAUUUGAUAGCAGAAGAGUCUGCCCUGUCGAGAGCUGUGACCAAGUACACUGAGUCACCCAUGUUCAUCGCCGUGAUGAGGAAUUAUGUAGAUGUUUCUGAAAAGCUACUAGACGUUGAUGAUUCUUCUGAUGUUGGACAGUAUGAACGCCAUGCUCUUCAUGCUGCAGCGAGAAAUGGAAAUAAAGACCCAACAAUUCUGGACAACCGUGGGAAUUCAGCGGCUUCGCAAUUGUCGAGCAUCACAAUCGAUGACAAGACUUUGGACUGGAAGGAAGUGCAUGUUCUCAUGUCAAAAGCUGAUCCCAGUGAUGAUGACAUCUCCUUGUAUAAUCUUCGCAAGGGAGCCACGAAACAGGAGAGUAUUAAAUCAAGGAGACAGAGAGAGUCAAUGACCCAAAAAUACAGAAGCAACACAUCAUUGGUGGCAAUCCUCCUUGCAACAAUCACCUUUACUGCUGCUUUCACUCUACCCGGAGGAUAUAGCAGUGAUUCUGGAAAUGCGGGACUUCCCACCAUGUCUGGAAAGGUUACAUUUAUAGUGUUCUUGAUCUUUGACACCUUAGCAAUGUGCUCCUCAUUUGUUGUGGCCUUUAUAUGCCUCAUGGGAAAGUGGGAGGAUGAUAAGUUCACAACCUGUUUCAUCUUUGUAACUAAGAAGCUCACCUGGUUUGCAUACUUGGCAACAGUUACGGCUUUUUCAACUGGAUUGUACCCAGUGCUGGCCCCACGUCUCCAAUGGUUGGCGAUUCUGAUUUGCUCUCUGGUAGCUUUUUUCUUCAUUCUUACUAUUUUCAUAGCAAAAUGGCCUUCCAUGAAGCUCAGUUUUCGGUUGGGUCAAACAUUGCCUUCCAUGAAGCUCAGUUUUUGAUAUGGCGCUCAAAUUUCUGCAAUGGUUUGACCUCCAAUUCCAAUUCCUGUGACAUGGUCUAACCUCCACAAUUCAUUUUAUGGUUAUGAUUUUAAAAUAUUUUACAAGUCAUAUCUAAUGAACAUUGUUGGAUAUUCAUAUAGUAUUGUUAAUUUAUCGGGAAAAUUACAAUGUACUGUUCACUCUUGUAUUCUGUUCAAAUCUAAUGCAUUGC